Geosmithia morbida is the source of this 1656-nucleotide messenger RNA. RefSeq names its product LETM1 and EF-hand domain-containing protein 1, mitochondrial. Lineage: Eukaryota; Fungi; Ascomycota; Sordariomycetes; Hypocreales; Bionectriaceae. Gene Ontology annotation, biological process: intracellular monoatomic cation homeostasis. Gene Ontology annotation, molecular function: ribosome binding. The transcript has 2 exons. Gene Ontology annotation, cellular component: mitochondrial inner membrane. Bases 1 to 1656 code for a protein of 551 amino acids. The record is from RefSeq and is a predicted model, not a curated record.
AUGAGCGCCUCAUCUACGGUUGCUAGAAGGGCUGCGUUGCGCAACCCCUUGCUCGGCAGUGCCCGUCAGUUCUCCAGGGGGGUGUCUCCCGCCCUGCUAGCCCGCCAUGUCAGCCGCCAGUCGCAGUCGCCUGCCCUCGCACUCUUGAUCCCCCGCCGUCACCUGAGCACCGAGCAGCAACGUUCUAAUGGCUCGUCGCUCCCGCCUCCCGGAUUUAACGCGGAGCAGGCUAAGAAGCCGCUUCCCCACAAUGAUUCGGCAACGUCAUCGAUAAUCAAGGAUGCAGCCGUGACGGGUCGCGGUCCUACCACGCUAGAGGAGGUUAAGAUGUCGGAGCUUGAAGCCAAGAAGAUUGUGGUGGCUGAAAAGUCAGAGGUGACCAAGAAGGAAAAGGAGGAGAAGAAGCUCACAGUCUGGCAAAAGGUCAAGAAGGAGGCUCACCAUUACUGGGAUGGCACCAAGCUGCUCGCCGCUGAGAUACGCAUCAGCUGGCGCCUGGCACUCAAGAUGGCUGCCGGUUACGAGCUGACGAGGAGGGAGAACAAGCAGCUGCACAGGACUGUCCAGGAUCUGGGUCGUCUAGUGCCCUUCUCAGUCUUCAUCAUCGUUCCCCUUGGUGAGGCCCUACUGCCCCUCGCCCUCAAGCUCUUCCCCAACAUGCUGCCCAGCACGUUUGAGGCUCAAAAGUCCAAGGACGCCAAGGCCAAGCUGCUCCGCUCCACCCGCAAGGAAGUCAGCACCUUCCUGAGGGAGACGUUCAAGGAGACCGGCCUGCCACUCAGUCCCACCACGGCCCAGAGGGAGGAGUUUGCCAACUUCUUCCGCAAGGUCCGCUCGACCGGCGAGGCCCCGACGGCCCAGGAUGUCAUCAAGGUGUGCAAGGUGUUCCGCGACGACCUGACUCUCGACAACCUUUCGCGCCCUCAGCUCGUGUCCAUGUGCCGCUACAUGAACCUCAACACUUUUGGCACCGACAUGAUGCUCCGUUACCAGAUCCGCCAUCGCAUGCGCCAGAUCAAGCGUGACGACAAGGCCAUCAGCUUCGAAGGCGUCGAGAGCCUGACGGUCGCUGAGCUGCAGACCGCCUGCGCCGCCCGCGGCAUCCGUACCCACAGCGUCUCGCCCGCUCGCAUGCGCGCAGACCUGCAAACGUGGCUGAACCUCCGUCUCAAGGACAACGUCCCCUCGACGCUCCUCGUGCUCAGCAACGCCUACAUGUACAACCAGGACCAGGGCAGCGAGGGCCACAGCCAGAUCGACGCCCUCAUCGGAGUCCUGUCUUCCAUCCCCGAGGAGCUCUACCACGAGAUCGAGCUCGAGGUCCAUCACGCUGAGGGCGCCGCCACCAACAAGCAGCGUCUCGAGGUCAUCAGGGAGCAGGAGGGCCUCAUUGACGACGAGAAUGAGCAGAACCAGGAGAGCCAGAACACCGGUCUCGCCACGCCCCGGGAUACCGAGGACAUUGACGAGAAGGAGGAGCGCGAGGAGCGCGAGGCUGCUGCCGCUGCCGAGCCCCUUGAGAAGGGUCAGGCUGGCGAGAUGGUGACUGCUGAGAGGGACAUGGCUGCCGCCGAGCGCGAAGAGCAGAAGGCUGCUGUCCCGACGGAGGGCAGUGAGCAGAAGCAGCAGUCGGCGUCGGAGGAGAAGAAGAACUAA